AUGAACGCAACGAUGUACCUCCCCGUUGAUGGCAUCCUCGAAUUGUUCAACUCUCUCACCGGGCAUCACCAAUCAGGCAUUACGCACCCAGUUCUUCAGAGCACAGCCCUUACCCCAGUACCCACGAACCCCAAAGUCUCAAACAUAACCAAGACAGGCAUGGGCAUCAUCAAAACGGUUAAAGGGCACUUGAGACAACAAGAUAAAAGAGUGGUUGAAAGUAGAUCCAGUUCCGGCAACCGGCAGGUUUCAAGAGAUCGACUACCAAAAAGGUCCGUGGAUCUGCUGGAGCUGGGUCUGACCAAGCCCAGGAACUGUCACAGAAUAGUUGUGCUUGGCGCACCCAAAGUAGGUAAAACUAACAUCCUCCAGCAGUUCUUGGGUAAAGAAUUUGAAGAGCACUACGAACCCACAACCGAGGACUUCCACAGAAAACUGUUCCACAUAGGAGGAGAGGCAUACCAGGUCGAUCUUCUGGACGCUGCCAGUGAGAGGGACUUCCCUGCAAAACGGAGGUUAUCCAUACUGACAGGUGACACAUUCCUGCUUGUGUUCAGUUUGGACGACAGAGAGUCCUUCAAUAAAGUCUGUGAGCUGCUCAACGAGAUCAAAGAUGCGAAGGCAAAGUUACUGAAAUUAAAACAUCUCGCGAGACUACCGCCAAUCGUGAUAUGCGGGAAUAAAGCGGACUUGGAGACUCAGCGAGCCGUCAAUCGGUCCGACGUCACAGAAAGCAUCGGUGAGGAUGUCGCAUUCUUCGAAACCUCUGCUAAAGACGGUACCGGGAUGGAAGGUGCGUUCAGAGCCCUUGCCACUAUAGGCGGACUGCCUGACGAGACGAGUCCGUCACAGCAUCAGAUCGUACCGAUCCUUACCUACCAGUCGAUGUGCAUAGGCCAGCGAGGCAGGAGAGGGAGCCGGGGACUCGGUGCUCCAUGUGCCGCAGUGGACCCUCUGGCGCGCCGCCCGAGCUUCACCAGCGACCUGCGGCUGGUGCUGAGAUCAAGCACCAAACACAACAAACCCGAGAGGUGUCAGAUUCAAUGAAUUGUGAGCCUUCUUGAUAAAACCAAUUGUAGUAGUAUGCUACAAUGUCAUAUUAUGUAAGGAGUUAUACUCCGAGCACCUGGCUGGACCAGUGCAUUCAUCUUUUGUAUAUGUAAUUGUAUUUAUAUUAUCGUAUGAUAAUAAAAUAUGUAUUUCUAAUUG
Molecule: messenger RNA, 1209 nt
Organism: Cottoperca gobio
Lineage: Eukaryota; Metazoa; Chordata; Actinopteri; Perciformes; Bovichtidae
Gene: rasd2a
Product: RASD family member 2a
Biological process (GO): signal transduction
Molecular function (GO): GTPase activity; GTP binding; G-protein beta-subunit binding
Source: RefSeq, a predicted model, not a curated record